Hyaloperonospora brassicae is the source of this 1239-nucleotide messenger RNA. The record is from the annotation of a GenBank genome assembly. NCBI's taxonomy places the organism in Eukaryota, Oomycota, Peronosporomycetes, Peronosporales, Peronosporaceae.
AUGACUUCGACGACCUUGACUUCGACGACCUUUCAUUCGACGACCUCGAGCUCGGCGAUCAUGAAUCUUGACUUUGUCAAUCUUCAGUUCGACGACGUGGCCUUCGACGACCUUGACUUCAAAGACCUCGAGUUGGACGACCUUGACUUCGAUGACCUCGAGUUUAAAGAUAUUUCAACCGACGACCUUGUGUUCGACGACCUACAAUUCGACGACCUUGACUUCGACGACCUUCAAGUCGAAGACCUUGACUUCGACGACCUCCCAUUCGACGACCUUCAAUUCGACGUCAUCGGCUUCGGUUACCUUGCCUUCGACGACCUUGACUUUACCAAGCUUCAUUCAUUCGACGUCCUCGGGUUCGACGACUUUCAAAUCGACGACCUCGACUUUGACGACCUCCAAGUCGAAGAGCUUGACUUUGACGACCUUUAUUUCAAAGACCUUCAUUCUGACGACCUCGGCUUGAUUUACCUUGCCUUCAACGACCUUGACUUUGCCAAACUUCAGCUCGACGACCUCGACUUUGGUGACCAUGACUUCGACGACCUCAAAUUCGACAACCUCUUAUUCGACGACCUCGACUUCGGUUACCUUGACUUCGACGACCUUGACUUUGGCAAACUUCACAAACUUCAGUUCGACGACCUUGACUUUGGUGACCAUGACUUCGAAGAUCUUGACUUUGUCAAUCUUCAGUUCGACGACGUGGCCUUCGACGACCUUGACUUCGAUGACCUCGAGUUGGACGACCUUGACUUCGAUGACCUCGAGUUUAAAGAUAUUUCAACCGACGACCUUGUGUUCGACGACCUACAAUUCGACGACCUUGACUUCGACGACCUUCAACUCGACGACCUCGACUUUGGUGACCAUGACUUCGAAGAUCUUGACUUUGUCAAUCUUCAGUUCGACGACGUGGACCUCGACGACCUUGACUUCAAAGACCUCGAGUUGGACGACCUUGACUUCGAUGACCUCGAGUUUAAAGAUAUUUCAACCGACGACCUUGUGUUCGACGACCUACAAUUCGACGACCUUGACUUCGACGACCUUCAAGUCGAAGACCUUGACUUCGACGACCUCCCAUUCGACGACCUCCAAUUCGACGUCAUCGGCUUCGGUUACCUUGCCUUCGACGACCUUGACUUUACCAAGCUUCAGUUCGACGACAUCGACUUAUGUGACCAUGACUUCGACGACCUCAAAUUCGACGACCUCAAAUUCGACGACUUCUAA